CACGCGACAUACUUGCUUUGCCUGUAGGGAUCAUUCAUAUAUCCCUUUAUACGUAUCUCUACUUUUCAUAAUUUAUUCUAUUCUCUCAUCUCUCGAUGAUAUUUUUCAUUGAAUUCAACAUUCGGUCCAGUGGUGGCCCGAUGUCCUUUCGUUCCGUGGGAGUAUAGCGGGUUGUUGAGCGACGUAUGCGGCAAUCAAUCAACAGAGACAAUGUACCUGUUCUACUAGACUGUAUUCAUGAGGUGUUGUACGGCGUCCUGAACUGAAUUCACACUGUACGACUAUAACGAUGAUGACGAUAUUCUUUGCGGUGGUUCAGCCGCUGUUCGCGCUGUUCCUUGGAAGAUCUCUCGCUUUGCCGGACUUGCGACAGGCCAUACUGAGUACAGACGAUGCAAAUCAAGCUGUUACGGCAUCUUCCACACAGAGGCAAACUCUCAAGGAUAUGUUAUAUGCCCUUGAUGUCAUGCAAGACAGUUACUUUGAGCAAUGGCUCGGUACAUGGCCGGAUGCUAUUGACUGGACUGCGGCAGUCAUUGGUACUCACAUAUCUGGCACUUUAUCGUCAUUGACAAUGACAUCUCCGGAUUCUGUUCUUGAACAGACGCUUGCAUACGAGAAUCUUAUCAACCGCUAUUUUGAUCAAGUCUCCAAUUUCUAUUUUGGAGAAAACGCUUUCGCCGUCCGAAUGCAAGCAUUUGACGACAUGCUAUGGGUGGUACUCGGUUGGUUGGAGAGCAUCAAGUUCCAGAAUCUCCAUUCCGAGUUACAUUAUGAGACCGUAAAUUCCACGAUUGAAGCGCAAUGGCACGGAAAACAGCUUCGCGUGCCUGCAGCGCAUCGAGCUCGUGUAUUCUAUGAGCUGGCUUCUUCGGGCUGGGAUAGCGAACUGUGUGAAGGUGGGAUGAUAUGGAGUCCGUACCUUGAGCCAUACAAGAAUGCGAUUACGAAUGAGUUGUUUAUCUCGGCAAGCAUUGGGAUGUAUCUGUAUUUUACGGGCGAUCCUAUUGGUUCACCGUUUGUGUCUUCGGAUCAUUAUCGUGUGCACGACCCCAGUUAUCUUGCUGCCGCAGUGCGUAGCUACCAGUGGCUUAAGGAUUCGAACAUGACUGGCACUGGUGGUCUGUAUGCGGAUGGGUUCCAUAUUCACGGAUACAAAGGCAUCAAGAACCCAGGAACGAAAAAAUGCGACGUGCUCAAUCCUAUGGUAUUCACAUACAAUCAGGGCGUUAUUCUCAGCGGACUGAGGGGACUAUGGCUCGCUACAAGCUAUCAAGAUUAUCUCCAGGACGGACACGAGCUGAUUGAGCGUGUGAUGCGGGCUACAGGAUGGCCAAGAACCAAUCGUCGCAACUGGUCCGGUCUUGGGCGGGGCGGUGUUCUAGAAGAAGCCUGCGAUUCUCACAGUAGCUGCUCACAGGAUGGGCAUACCUUCAAGGGGAUAUUUUUCCAUCACUUGACUGAAUUCUGUCAUGUGCUGCGACCAGAAGAAGUCAGACUACUUGCCCUGUUCGCUGAGCCUUCGGAGUCGAUAGAAGAGAAACAAGAUCUGUUUGAUAAAUGGCAUUUGGCUCGAUGUCGGAAGUAUGGGGAUUGGAUUGAGCAUAAUGCUCGAGCCGCACUUGCUACAAGAAAUGAGCAGGGGAAAUUCGGCAUGUGGUGGGGAGUAACAUUUCCCAGUGCGGAGGCUGAUAUGGAAGUUCCAAUGUCAAGCAUACCACCAGGAGCUAUUGACUAUGUGAAUCAUGGCGAAGCGGGCCGGGAUUCGGACCGUCUUAAGGGUCUAUUACGAACUCUCUCUGGAGAUGACUACAGCGAGUAUAGCAAUAACUCGACAAUACCCUCAAAAAUGGGCAAACCGCUUUCACGCGCCGAACAAGCUGCUGGACAGUAUCAGAGCCAUAGAUGGGUAAGAGAUGUGAAUGAUCGGGGUCGAGGCCGCACUGUUGAGACACAAUCCGGUGGACUUGCCGUAUUACGGGCUUGGUAUCAGUGGCAAACGUCGUUAUUUUUACAAUAG
Messenger RNA from Talaromyces stipitatus ATCC 10500, 2020 nucleotides. Its product is annotated as glycosyl hydrolase, putative. Lineage: Eukaryota; Fungi; Ascomycota; Eurotiomycetes; Eurotiales; Trichocomaceae. Gene Ontology annotation, biological process: carbohydrate metabolic process. The record is from RefSeq and is a predicted model, not a curated record. The transcript is spliced from 2 exons. Bases 290 to 2020 code for a protein of 576 amino acids.